AAUAUGGCAUCUACCCUUUUAAGGAGGACAUUCGUAGGACUUCGGUUGAUUCGGCCAUCGAUUGCUAAUACGCAGAAAUCCCAAAUUUACAGUUCUUUCAUCAAUAUGAAAGCAUUUUACAGAAGGGUUGAUCCUUCUUCCCUGGUAUCUACAACUUGUAGCUUGGUGUGGUUUGCUGUGGCUUUUUCAACAGUUGGAGCAAAAGCAACUUUUGUCACAGAAUCUGUGUCCACUAGUGAUCCUGUUGUUUCUGUUGAUUGGCUUCAUGCUAAUCUUAAGGACCCUGACAUGAAGGUCUUGGAUGCCUCCUGGUACAUGCCAGAUGAGCAAAGGAAUCCAAUUCAAGAGUAUCAGGUUGCACACAUUCCUGGUGCCCUUUUCUUUGAUGUGGAUGGGAUAUCAGAUCAAUCAACAAAAUUGCCACACAUGUUGCCAUCGGAGGAAGCUUUUAGUGCUGCCGUUUCUGCUCUUGGCAUCGAGAACAAAGAUGGAGUGGUUAUUUAUGAUGGAAAGGGAAUAUUUAGUGCAGCUCGUGUUUGGUGGAUGUUCAGAGUAUUUGGGCAUGACAGAGUAUGUGUGUUGGACGGAGGCUUGCCACAAUGGCGUGCUUCGGGUUUUGAUGUUGAAUCCAGUGCUUCUGGAGAUGCAAUUUUGAAAGUUAAGGCCGCCAGUGAAGCGAUAGAGAAAAUUUAUCAGGGACAGGCAGUUGCCCCAAUUACAUUUCAGACAAAGUUUCAGCCACAUCUUGUCUGGACACUUGAACAGGUCAGAAAAAAUAUUGAGGACAAAGAAUACCAGCAUAUAGAUGCUCGAUCAAACGCCAGGUUUGAUGGAGUUGCACCAGAGCCUCGAAAGGGAAUAAAAAGUGGUCAUGUACCAGGAAGCAAAUGUAUUCCUUUUGUUCAGAUGUUGGAUGGUUCACAGACCCUCUUACCUCCGGAUGAGCUUAAGAAACGAUUUGAACAAGAAGACAUCUCUCUGGAUAAACCUGUGGUUGCAUCUUGCGGCACUGGUGUGACAGCUUGCAUUCUUGCGCUGGGUCUCCAUCGACUUGGGAAACCUGAUGUUGCUGUUUAUGAUGGAUCUUGGACUGAAUGGGGAGCACAAGCUGACACACCUGUCUCCACUUCAUAAGUCAUGUAGUACUACAAAGGGUUAUUCAUUUAAGUAUGCCCUAUUAUGCAGAUUUUCUUCAAACCCGAAGAUUCAUGAUGAAGCUGAUUGUACUUAAAAUGGAUCAAAUACAUCUGAGUUGCUUUUAUUUCGAAUGUGUUAUUAGAACAUGAAUAUUUUUGUAUUGUCAAAUUUUAGAAC
Messenger RNA from Telopea speciosissima, 1314 nucleotides. RefSeq names its product thiosulfate/3-mercaptopyruvate sulfurtransferase 1, mitochondrial-like. The coding region runs from base 4 to 1134 and encodes 376 amino acids. The record is from RefSeq and is a predicted model, not a curated record. Gene Ontology annotation, molecular function: thiosulfate-cyanide sulfurtransferase activity. NCBI's taxonomy places the organism in Eukaryota, Viridiplantae, Streptophyta, Magnoliopsida, Proteales, Proteaceae. The transcript is spliced from 12 exons. Gene Ontology annotation, cellular component: mitochondrion. Gene Ontology annotation, biological process: transsulfuration.